CUGUUGUUCCAUGAUACCCGCGUAUGAAUGGGUCUCUUUCGAGCCGUCUACCAGCGCAGCCGGAGCCCUGCGCCGCCCGCUUCUCCCGGCGGCAAGGAUAGCUAGAGAAGGGCCACCCGCUCGGACUUGCUGAACUAAAUUCGAAUUUGCCUUGAAUUAAAAGCGGAACUAUUGACACAUGGUACGCACCAUGGCCAAGGCAGGAGAGACUUUUGAGGAGUUUGGGGAGAGAUUUACCAGCCUGGUGAUCCAUGGGUUUGUUUCACUUUCAACAUCUCUAGGAAUUCAGUCUGGUCUGUUUGAUGCUCUUAUCAAGCUCAAGGACGAGGAGAGGACGGUCCAAGAGAUUGCUGAUACAGCUGGCCUCAAGGAAAGAUACGUAAAGGAAUGGCUUGGAGUGAUGGUGACAGCCGAUAUCGUAGACAUCAACCCAGAGACUGAGAAAUACAUUCUCCCCCCUCAUCGUAUUCCCUACUUUCAACCAGGCAGUAAAGUGUGUGAUCUUGCAGCAGUAAUCACCGCAUUGCCCAUGUUUGGUGAAAUCUACAAGAAGCUGUUAGAAUGUCUCAAAAAAGAUGGCCCACUAGGAUUAUCAUACUCUGAAUACACAGACUUUCACACCAUGAUGUCCAAGUUUAGCAGUAGAUGGUUUCAGCAACAUCUGGUUCAAGAUUUCAUACCAUCUAUGCCUCAAGUAGAAGAAAGAAUGAAGUCUGGGAUCCGAGUACUAGAUUUGGGUUGCGGGAGAGGACUAGCCUCCCUUGCCCUUGCGCAGAACUAUCCAAAUAGCACCAUCAUUGGACUAGACUUCUCAAAGGAGGCCACAGACUAUGCCAGGGAGUUGGCCAAGGAACAGGGUCUUGCAAACGUCGAGUUCGUCUGUGAGGAUGCAGCAUGUAUACCUGACUCUUGGAACGAGACCAUUGAUUACAUCUUCACGUAUGAUGUCAUCCAUGACCUUGGUCACGCGGAUAAGGUAUUAUUAGCUCUGGGACGCAUCCUCAAACCUGACGGAGUCUUCUCCAUGAUAGAUCCCGACUGCAACACCAAGCAAUCAAGGAAUGCUUCCAACGAGUAUUUCUCUAGGUUAUACACCAUGAGUCUCUUCCAUUGCCUGCCAAUAUCGCUCUUCUCUGAGGGCAGUGUGGGACUAGGAACCUGUUGGGGACGAGACAAAGCCACCCAGUUUCUCAAGGCAGCUGGGUUUAGGGUGGAUUCGAUCACAAACCCUGCAGGAACUAACCAGGCACAUUACAUGUGUACAAAACAAGUAUAAGGUUUAGAUUUUUUGCUUUCAAUAUGGAAGUAAAGUUGAUUUAUUUUGAUUGCUGUCUGCCAAAUAUGAUCUUGUCUUUAUAAACUUUAUGAUCUAUGCUAUCAUUGUGAGUGGCAAAAUUUUAAAUUAAGGCUGAAUCAUGAGAGUAAUUUGUCUUUCCAAAGGCUUAUUGAAUGUUAUCAGUCAUAAACCAGUACUAGUAUCCUGAUUUAUCAAUGUUAUGAUUUUAAAAAUCAUGAAUUCUCAUAUCUUUCCUACAAUUGAUAGGCAC
Lytechinus variegatus (green sea urchin) is the source of this 1547-nucleotide messenger RNA. RefSeq lists its product as uncharacterized. Lineage: Eukaryota; Metazoa; Echinodermata; Echinoidea; Temnopleuroida; Toxopneustidae. The transcript has 5 exons. The record is from RefSeq and is a predicted model, not a curated record. Bases 179 to 1276 code for a protein of 365 amino acids.